CUUCUGUCGUGCUCUCUAUCUUCUAGAAUCUACACUCACCCCUUCCAGCAAGAGCUGUUUGUGCUUCAUAAGUGCUUCUCAAGCAUUGCGUCGACAUAUUGCUUGACCACCAUCUGCCUCCACCUCAGCCGCAAUUAUGUCCGCCCUGCCCACUUGUCCUGGUGAAUACCAUGUCAGGUCCUUCCCCAUCAAGUCCCGGGAUUUUUCUGAUAGUGACAGCAUCGAAGCUCUCACUCCGAUUUCGUCAACCGGUGCCCAGCCUUCCACCCCUGCCGAAAGCGAAACCAGCGGGUCUGUGAUCAGCGAAGCAACUGCAGCAUUGCACAAUGAACUUGACAGGAAAUUGGAAGCCCUCGUUCUGGCCGAAGAGACAGUGCCUCCUUGCGGACAGCCAGCGGCCGAUCUCCCCACCGAAGCGCCUGCGCCAACUUCUAGAGAUCCGUUCGGAUUCGUGUGUGCUUUCGGCUUCACCGGAUCAUUCGACGAGCCAUCAGCCGUCCCCAGGACGAAAGGCGCCUUCCUCGAUGCAAUCAGAGGCGAGAUCGAGGGAAUCGGCAUGACCCAGAGAGGUCUCCAAGCCUACCAGAACGCCAUCAACUCUCGAAAGUAUCAUACAUUCAGCACAAAGUUUCUCAUUGAUCAGAACACCGCCACCGUCAUCACUCUCGACCAGUUGGAUCAAAUAACUACCCACCUGAAGAAAGUCGAGGAAGAAGUUCAGCAGAUUGAGAACGAAGACGAGGAGGUCAAGGACGAGCUUAUGGAAGCCUUCAGGCAUGCCCAGCCUUGGGUGAUGCGUACACGGGCCAUCCUGCGACAUUGUCAUGUUUUCUACAAACUCAACUUUGUCCUAGCCACUGGGAAGAAGACUACACAGUCUUGAAAAGAGGUGGCUGUGGUUCAGAAGUAACUGGUAUCCUUCCGUGCGAAGGGGUGAAAAGGCGUCGUCUCAGGAUGUGUCGGAGUCAAGAUGGCCGUCAGAGGUGUGGCAUUGGUGUGAC
Molecule: messenger RNA, 1001 nt
Organism: Cladophialophora immunda
Lineage: Eukaryota; Fungi; Ascomycota; Eurotiomycetes; Chaetothyriales; Herpotrichiellaceae
Exons: 1
Coding region: 137-883 (248 amino acids)
Source: RefSeq, a predicted model, not a curated record